AUGACGUUCUAUACGGGAUCUACGAAGCGACGUGGAGUUUAUGUGCCUGGUCGCGACCCUUUAGUAGAUGAGGUCAUGAGGGGAUGGCAAGAAAGUUGUCAUCCCUCCACUUCUAAGAGUAUUCCGGCAAAAAAGCAACUGGAACUGGUGGUGAUUCACGACUUCGACGAAUUUGGACUAGAUUUUUGGGAAGAUAUGCAGCCUUUGGCAAGCUUGCAAGAGAUGGAUCUCUCAGUUAGCACGUAUCUUAUUGAUAAUCCUAAGAAGAUGGAAGAGUGGAUGGAAUGUAUAGGGGCAUCCUUACCAGGAGGACCAAGAAAUUAUCGUGUGGUUUCUAGUACGCGUCUAAUUGGGAUAUUUCUGGUGCUCUUCCAGUCCCGUGUGUCUGCUGUGAAAGUGUCGCAAAUUCAUGCUGCAUACAUUGCGACAGGAAUAUCCAUGCUUGUGAAUAAGCUGGGAAACAAGGGAGGAACGGCGAUUUCACUUCGACUCAAUGACACUCUAGUGUGCUUUGUAAAUUGUCAUCUUGCAGCUGGAAGUGGAGAAUUGGAGCGAAGGAACCAAGAUUUCAGGUUCGCUUCAAAUGCAUUGAUUUUGAAAUCUAAAGAUAUUUCUCAACUGAAGUUUGUUGAUGACCUGUCCAUAUACGACCAUGAUGCAGUAUUUUGGUUUGGUGAUCUCAAUUACCGGUUAAAAGUGGAAGAGUCUGGAUGGUCGACUGAGCAAGUGAGGCAAAUUGCAUCAUCCUCAGAAUUUCCAGUUUUAUUCAAGUAUGAUCAGCUCCGAGAACAACAAUUAAUUGGGCAGGUAUUCGUCGGUUUCCAAGAACCUGAGUUCCUACCAUUCCGACCUACGUACAAGUACGAUGUUGGAACAUCAACAUGGGACUCAAGUGAGAAGGCUCGUGUGCCCGCAUGGUGUGACCGUAUUUUGUGGUGGACACGGGAUCCAGAUACCCUUCUGAAGACACAACGAUAUGAGAGUGUUGAAAGGAUUUUUAUUAGUGACCACAAGCCUGUCCGGGCUUCAUUUACGAUUAAAGUGCGAAGUAUAGAUCAGGAAAAAGCGGAUCAGUUAUACGAUGAAGCUAUUCGAGAAGCUGAUCGAAGAGCGAACGAACUUCUACCUCAGGUCUCAUUAAGUAUAACGGAAGUGAGUUUUAAUUUAUAA
Messenger RNA from Angiostrongylus costaricensis, 1170 nucleotides. The record is from the annotation of a GenBank genome assembly. Lineage: Eukaryota; Metazoa; Nematoda; Chromadorea; Rhabditida; Metastrongylidae.